Messenger RNA from Mizuhopecten yessoensis (Yesso scallop), 2183 nucleotides. RefSeq lists its product as uncharacterized. The record is from RefSeq and is a predicted model, not a curated record. The transcript is spliced from 6 exons. Bases 417 to 1361 code for a protein of 314 amino acids. Lineage: Eukaryota; Metazoa; Mollusca; Bivalvia; Pectinida; Pectinidae.
UCCCGACUUCCUGCUCCGCGCUCGGAGUCUGAGUAUAACAAAUUCCAGGUGUAUGUGUGUGUCAAGCUCAGCAUUGCAGCAAGAUCGGCCAGGCUGUUAAGAGUACUCGGAGAAACACGUUGUUCCCGACUUAUUCCGUACUGAGGGAGGGAAGUCAGGAAGUUUCGUUCUCGGUUGAGAUAUGUGAACGUCGAGAGGUGUACAGCUCUUCUUACAGGACGCAUGGAUUAGUGUUAUAUUGUGCUGCGUGUAGUUUAGGGAAAACACCUCUCUGCCGGAUUAUCUCCUCAAAGAUCCGUCUAUGUUCCAGAGAGUUCUAAUUAUUCUACGACAAUACACUUUUACUAAAAAGUCAGAACUCCAGAGUUAUACGAAUAAACUGGCGCCAUAGAAGAUUUCUCUGACCAAAGUCGAUCAUGUUCCUAACCGGAUGUACUUGUCUGCUUGUGCUACAGGUUGCGCUGUCCUCAGCAGUUAUAGUAAACUUGGAUGCUGUAGCGACUCCAGGAGCUCAUGAUGUCUGUAACGAGAUCAUCUACCUCUCAAAGGACAACUCGUCCCAGGUAGAAGCCACCGAACGUGUCUCCCAUGGCUACUGUGACGUCACAUUCCGGACACUCUCCGACGCCAAGAACCAUUGCAACCGUCUGUGCUUUAUUCCUAAAAGUGACGCAUGCGAAAAACACAUUGACCUCAGUAUUGUUGUCUUUUCUUUGGAGAACAAGAAUAAUGUGAAGAUAUACGGUUGUCAGGACUUUCCGGGCAAGAAAUGGUGUGUGAGUUCCACGUCUAUGAAGGUCGCUGUACUGGAGCAUAUGAGAGGCGUGGCCUCAAAGCCAGCCGACCAGAUCUACAAGUUCACUGCCGACGUGAAGGCGGAGUGCACGAAGAUCAAGGAUGUCUUCUCUAAGGACUGGGUGACCACUAAUGAGACGAAGCGUUACCGGGCCAAGGUGGAGGGCAUCGUUGUUGGCUGCUGCCUCGCUCUUAUCUUCCUAGUGGUUCUCGUUGUUAUGGUAUUUUACUACAAAUCCAAACCCAACCAGAACCCCCUUGACGACAAUACGGUCAAGGUCAAAGUUUCCGCUUUCACCGGUAUCCGGGAGACGUUGAAGGUCGGCAAACGGAAACGGAAACCAUCAAAACGUCACUCCCGUCCACCGUCCCGACAGCCAUCAGUCAUGUCACAUCGUUCGGGCAUUUCCGCCAGUUACGAAGCUGCCCGAAGAAUGUCGGAACCAAGAACGGAACUGACGCCACCGGAAUUGAUGCUAAUUCCGAACGGAAGUGAAGUGACUGGUUCCACAUCCACACUUCCGGUGGAGUCAGAAACGAGGCCCCUGUGUGCAGACAUCCCUUAGACAACUUUCUGGUGUGAUAAACGUUCACUUGUAAAACGAAGCGUCCGGGUCCUCCAGCGAAGAUGGUUACAUGUACAUUGUGAAUAGCCUACAGUGAGAGGAUGACGUGAAAAUAUCUCGACAGAAAUAUGUCAUCUAAAAAUUAAAGAGAUCGACGGCAAAAGGGAGGUCAACCAUGUUUAACAUGAGACAAGAAAGAUAACUCCUAUAACAUCAGCGUAUAUUGAAGGGGAGAUUAUCAAAACUUUUUUAUUCUAUGCAUGGAAUGAAGCUCAAACAUACGGAAACUUAAACCCUAGCAAGAAAACGAAAGAUGUUUUUUCCCAUUUUAUAAGCACAUCUUUAUUAAAAGUUUUUUUAUGAGUGUGACAGAAUGUAUUGUUUGAUGCUGAAAAAGUAUGUGGUUGAGUUAAGAGGAAUUUUGCAGAGUGAGUGCGUUUACCUUUGUUUUGUUUUUUGUUUUGAAUACUUAAAAAUUGCACAUGAGUGAAUUUUACUAAGCUGUUAAAGUGUGAGGCUAGUCGGAUGCACAUAACAGCAUUGGGAUCCAUAAUCACAAUUCAUCGUGAGAACGUAAGCAGACAAUCCUGAAAUUGAUUAAAACGCUUCACUACAAAAUGAAACAAAAAGCUUGGUCCAAUUUUUGCGACGGCGAACCAAAAAUGAGAAUUUUACAUACAAACGAAAAGAAUUUCAAGAGUUACCUCGUGAAAAUGAUAACAAAAUGUUAGGGUUUGUUUUACAUGUACCAAUGGUGUACUUACAUGUGCAAGUGUGAUGAUGAAACACACACAAAGUGUGAAAUAUUUGAAAUGCUAUCUC